AUGGCUCUCUAGUAUAAUCUUCAGCUUCUUGUCUAGAGCGCCAAGAGGAAAGUGAAAAACCCUAACUACCUGUCACUUUAUCACUCAGUCACUGUCUCUCUCUCUCUCUCUCUCUCUCUCUCUCUCUCUCUCUCUAUAAACUACCAAUGCAGCCCCUGGAUCUCUAAUCCUUGCUCACAGCCUCUUCUACCUCCAAUCCUCUGUGCUGACCAGCGCCCAGAUUGUUCGUCUUCAAUGCAAUCUGAACCCUCAGAUUCACGCACCCACUUCCUCUGCGCAUCCGCUUUAUCAGCUACCGCGAUCCACUCUUCAGCUGCGUUGAUUCCUUUCUUGGAUCGGUGCCACUGAAAUUUUUAGCUUUCGGUGCUUUUUCUUCACUUCUGUACUCUUCAUGGCCGCGAAUGCGAAUCACGAAAAUUUCGGGAUUCCUUUCUUGGAUUGAUAUAUAUACACCAUUGGUCAUUCCGUUUCUUUUUCUUUUUUUUUUCCCCCCCUCCUGGAUUUGAUGCGGAUUGGCGAAUGAGAAUCAGAGCUUCGCGAACUAGGAUCGAAUCGUAUUUUGGUUUGGUGAACUCCAAUUGAUGAACCCUUCUGCAGGCUACUGUAAUUAGAAUAAAAUCUUCGAAAAAUGAAGGCUGUGGAGCUUAGUUGUAAAAUUCUAGUGUUAUGUGGCCUCUUGAUCAUUGGGAAAGCGGAGAUUUACUUAGUGACAGUAGAAGGAGAGCCGGUGAUCAGUUACAAGGGCGGUGUUGAUGGUUUUGAAGCCACAGCUGUAGAAGCGGAUGAAAAGAUUGAUCCCACGAGUGAAUUGGUUAUAUCCUAUUCACAUCACCUGGAGAAGAAACAUGACAUGCUUCUCGGGAUGUUGUUUGAACAUGGUAGUUACAAGAAACUUUACAGCUAUAAGCAUCUUAUUAAUGGAUUUGCUGUUCAACUUUCACCUGAACAGGCAGAAACACUUGGACAUGCCCCUGGUGUGAAAUCUGUGGAGAAGGAUUGGAAGGUGAAGAGACUGACAACACACACACCCCAGUUUUUGGGGCUGCCAACUGGAGUAUGGCCAACAGGAGGUGGCAUUGAUUGGGCUGGAGAAGAUAUUGUGAUAGGUUUUGUGGACUCUGGGAUUUAUCCACGUCAUCCUAGCUUUGCGACCUACAAAGCUGAACCCUAUAGGCCUCUUCAGAAGUACAAAGGGAAAUGUGAAAUUGAUCCUGACACCAAGUUAAGUUUCUGCAAUCAGAAGAUUAUCGGAGCUCAGCACUUCGCUAAAGCUGCCACUGCAGCUGGCGCAUUUAAUCCUGAAGUUGAUUUUGCAUCUCCCUUGGAUGGUGAUGGACAUGGAAGUCAUACAGCAGCUAUUGCAGCUGGAAAUUAUGGAAUUCCUGUGAAAAUGUAUGGGCAUGAAUUUGGAAAAGCUAGUGGAAUGGCUCCCCGUGCUAGGAUUGCUGUGUACAAGGCACUUUACAGGCUUUUUGGAGGGUUUGUUGCUGAUGUCGUAGCUGCAAUUGAGCAGGCUGUUCUUGAUGGCGUGGACAUUCUUAAUCUCUCAGUGGGGCCAAACAGUCCUUCAACAACAACCAAGACCACAUUUUUAAACCCCUUUGAUGCUACGCUUCUUUCAGCUGUGAAAGCUGGUGUAUUCGUUGCACAGGCGGCUGGAAAUGGAGGCCCUUUUCCAAAAACCUUGCUGUCUUACAGUCCAUGGAUAGCAUCUGUAGCUGCCGCAAUUGAUGAUCGUAGAUACAAAAACCAUCUAAAUAUGGGAAAUGGAAAAAUCUUACCUGGACUUGGGUUGUCGCCUGCAACACAUCCAAAUCAAACAUUCACUCUGGUUGCUGCAAAUGAUGUGCUACUGGAUUCCUCAGUAAUGAAGUACAGCCCCACUGACUGCCAGAGACCGGAAGUUCUGAACAAAAACUUGGUCAAGGGGAACAUUCUUCUUUGUGGUUAUUCCUUCAAUUUUGUUGCUGGUACUGCGUCAAUCAAGAAAGUCUCAGAAACAGCCAAGAGCCUUGGUGCAAUUGGAUUUGUUCUUGCUGUGGAAAAUGUUUCUCCAGAAACAAAGUUUGAUCCUGUUCCUGUUGGUGUUCCAGGGAUUCUAAUCACUGAUGUCAGCAAAUCAAUGGAACUGAUAGACUAUUACAACGUGUCUACAUCAAGAGAUUGGACUGGGCGAGUGAAAAGCUUUGAAGCAAUUGGCAGCAUUGGGAAUGGUUUGAUGCCUGUCCUCCACAAAUCUGCCCCACAGGUUGCAUUAUUCUCUGCUCGGGGGCCCAAUGUUAAAGAUUUCAGCCUCCAAGAUGCAGAUCUUCUCAAACCAGACAUUCUUGCUCCUGGAUCUCUCAUUUGGGCUGCCUGGUCUCGAAAUGGCACAGAUGAGGCUAAUUAUGUUGGAGAAGGAUUUGCUAUGAUAUCUGGAACAAGCAUGGCUGCUCCACACAUAGCAGGGAUAGCUGCUCUUGUAAAGCAGAAACACCCCAACUGGAGCCCAGCUACUAUCAAAUCAGCCUUGAUGACAACAUCAACGAUUCUGGACAGAGCUGGACGACCUCUUCAAGCCCAACAAUAUUCUGGAGGAUCAGAAACUAUGACUCUGGUCUCAGCGACACCUUUUGAUUAUGGCAGUGGCCAUGUCAAUCCAACAGCUGCUCUAGAUCCUGGACUUGUUUUUGAUGCAGGUCAUGAGGACUACUUGGGAUUUUUGUGCACAACACCUGGAAUUGAUGCUCAUGAGAUAGAGAAAUACACUCAUUUGCCCUGCAACUACAGCAUUGGCUCCCCAUCAAAUUUUAAUGCCCCAUCUAUUGCAGUUUCCCAUCUUGUGGGAACUCGCACUGUGACUCGCACUGUCACAAAUGUUGCUGAGCAAGAAACUUACGUGAUUUCAACCAGAAUGCAGCCAGAAAUUGCUAUUGAAGCAAACCCCCCAGCCAUGACUUUGAAAUCUGGCGCAUCAAGGAAGUUCUCUGUGAGCCUCACUGUCCGGUCAGUGACUGGAACAUACAGUUUUGGAGAGGUUUUGAUGAAAGGUAGCAGAGGGCAUAAAGUGAGGAUUCCUGUUAUAGCUAUGGGUUACAAAAGGUAGUUUGGUUAGCCUUCAAAAUUUAAGUGUUAUGGUUGUGAUAUAUUCUUUGUAAUCUGAUCGAAUAAGGGAAAGAAAGCUAAAGAAUAUAUGUGUCUAAUAUCUAUGCAUGGAGAUGUGUAAAAUAAGCUGUGUAAGGGGGGAGGCCCUAGUUUCUUGUACCUAUUAAUGUUUGCUUAUUUGUUCUGUAAUUUGACGGGAUGUUUUUCAGUGGUCAAUGUAUGAAAAUUCCAAAGCA
Molecule: messenger RNA, 3320 nt
Organism: Malania oleifera
Lineage: Eukaryota; Viridiplantae; Streptophyta; Magnoliopsida; Santalales; Ximeniaceae
Product: subtilisin-like protease SBT2.5
Exons: 11
Coding region: 629-3085 (818 amino acids)
Biological process (GO): proteolysis
Molecular function (GO): serine-type endopeptidase activity
Source: RefSeq, a predicted model, not a curated record